AUGGCGUCACCGGCGCCGUCGGGAGUCGCGGCGAUGAGUGCGUCGCUGGUGACGGUCGGGAACCCGCUCCGCUCGGGCAGACAACGCGCCGCGUUGCCGCCCGCGGCGAGGACAGCCACCGCCAAACGACACCGCGGGGAGGGGCGAAUUGCCGCCAAAUCCCUCCUCCGGGCGACGGCGGCGACGCGGGCGUGGCCUGUGCACAUUGACCGUUACGACCGUUACGACAGUCGCCGCGUCGCCGCGGGCGCAUCUAGCGACGACGAAACCCGCGCGUCGAAAGAGGAGGACGAGAAGACGAGCGCGCGGUCGUCGUCGAGCUCGAGCUCGAACCCGUCGUCGUCCGCCGACGCGAAUUCGUCGUCGUUCGCCGACGAGAUCGCCGCCAUGACCGGAGACGUGCCGCCGGACCCGACGCUGGCGCUCGAGAAACAGCGCGCCAGGGACGAGGCGGACGCGGCGGACCUCGCGAACGCGGUGGACGAACGCGUCGAACUGCCCCCGGACACGAUCGCGCCGAUGCCCGAGUGGAUGUACCCGAGACGCCUGGACUCCAUCCCGGCGCUCUUCGGACGUUUGAACCCGCUCACCGGAGUGCUGGUGUACUACACGGGCGCGGUGCUGAGGGAAUGUUCCGGGCAACCCGCGGUGGCGCUGCAGUGGAUGCUGUUCGUGUUUUUCCCAUCCUGCGCGGCGCUCUCGUUCGCUCGUAAGUUUUGGUACGAAUCGAUCGGGAAGAGAGAAUUGAAGAGAGCGACGGAGCGAGGAGAACCGCCGCCGCCGCCGCGUAUGGAGUUUAACCGCGAGCAACGCGCGGCGUGGCUCGACCUGCACCUCGGGUACGCCAUCCUCGCCCCCGCGGGAGCCGCCGGGGGCGAGGGCGCCAGCUGGUGGCUCCUGCUCGCGCCCUUUUUCAUGCUCAUGCGGUAUUUGUGCGCCAAGAUUGGAUUUCUCACGCAACCGCGACGGUGGUUCGCAGUCGUCGGCGGCGCGGCGGCGCUCGCGGCGCUGCUCAUGUCCGCGUCCGGGACGCUCACGCAGGCGCUCGGAGGGCUACGGGGCGGGGGAUACCUCGGGUACGUCCUGGCGCCCUUGACGUUCGCGUUGGUGUACGUUUUUUACCUCGCGCCCGCGGCGCUCCUACCCGGCGCCAUCGCCAGGGCGUGGCGCGGGGAAGGGUACUCGAAACCCCGGCGAAGAUUGGCGAACCCUAAUCCCGACCCUGAGGCUUCCGCGGAGGAGGCGAGGGCGCGGAAGGCGUGGACGGUGAUCGGCGUCGUCGCCAUGGGGAUCAGCCUCGCGACGGGCAGCGACGUGCCCGUGUUUCUGUGCUUCUUCGCGCAGCUCUUCAAGGCGGAUCCGAGUAAAUUAAUGCAGGUGAUGAUCGACAAAGGAGAGCCCGCGAGGGCGGAGAUGGACCAGGCCAUCGCGGACAAGGCGGCGGGUCUGUUCAAGCGGAAGGGGGAGGAACCGAGCGGCGGCGAAGAGCGCGACGGCGGGAAGGAGGGGGACGAAAAGGAGGGUACCGACGGGCCGUCCUCGCCGGCGCCCGCGUGA
Molecule: messenger RNA, 1557 nt
Organism: Micromonas commoda
Lineage: Eukaryota; Viridiplantae; Chlorophyta; Mamiellophyceae; Mamiellales; Mamiellaceae
Exons: 1
Coding region: 1-1557 (518 amino acids)
Source: RefSeq, a predicted model, not a curated record